AUGGAUGGGGAGACAUACUUCGGUGAUGACUUCGGCCAGAAGAUUGAUCUCACGGUCCGCAUCCGUGAGAUCUUACGCAAUUACCCUGAGGGCACAUCCGUCUUGAAAGAGAUGGUGCAGAAUGCGGAUGAUGCUGGUGCCACGGAGGUUAAUUUCUGUCUGGACUACCGUCAUCAUCCAGUCACGGGGCUUGCAUACGAAAAACUUGCACUGUUUCAAGGUCCAUCGCUACUUGUGCACAAUAACGCCACGUUCAGCGAGGCAGACUUUCAGUCGAUUCAGCGCAUUGGGGACUCGCUCAAAAAAACGGAAUCGAAGGGGUGGAAGACUGGACGCUUUGGAGUCGGAUUUAAUUCCGUGUAUCACGUAACUGAUCUUCCUGUCUUCGUAAGCGGCUCACAACUCGUCUUUUUUGAUCCUCAGGCAUGUCACCUACCAAAUGUCAACCCUAGUAAUCCAGGAAAGAUGAUCGAUUAUAUUGCACAUCCUACAUUUGUGCAUAAAUUUCCAAACCAAAUGUCUCCAUUUCAAUGCUUUGGGUGCAAUUUUUUGGACCCCUUUCCGGGAACCAUUUUUCGCCUCGCGCUCCGGACCAAAGAACAAGCACUGCGGAGUAACUUAUCGGAUCGUGCUCAAACGCCUGCAAUGAUGGCCGAAAUGCUUGAGGAAUUUGCUGACAUUUUACCAACUGUAUUGCUUUUCUUGCGAAAUGUGUCGAAAAUAUUGAUAUGGGAAUGGAAUGUUGGUGAGAACGCCCCAACCGCUCGGCACGAAGUUAUGAUUCAUGAUAUGACGCCGGAAAUCAAAACAAAACGCUCACUUCAGUAUUGCUCGACAGAUCAGCAUCCCACUUCGCACUUUUCAACCGAUGGUGUUGUUUGUGACUAUCCACUGACAAUUAACUCUCACUAUUGCACCAAAAGGAUGACCAAAACAUACGAAUACUUAAUAAUGAAUCAGCUUGGCGGUGGUACUUGCACCGAAAUUGCUUGUAAGCCAAGUAACGCAAGCCAACGUCUUGUUCCAUGGGGUGGUGUUGCUGUUCUAAUGAACGGCGAUUUUGCAAAUUCUGCUAAUAAUGGCUUGGCGUUCUGUUUUUUGCCAUUGCCCACACAUACACAUUUACCUGUGCACGUAAACGGGUAUUUUGAACUUUCAUCAAACCGUCGGGACAUCUGGUUUGGCGAAGGUUUGAGUGGGGAUGGACUGCUUCGAGCACAGUGGAAUAUUGCCUUACUGCGCGAUGUGAUUGCACCAUGUUACGCCAGAGCAGUCUCACAUCUCGCAAACAGUCAAAUUCUAACUCCUGAUCGACACGUCCGGUUACUACCGCAAGAAUUUCCACCUGCUCCCUGGGACUCCUUAGCACACGCUUUCUUUUCGCUAAUACGUUGUGUACCGUGCUUGUUUAGUGAAGUCGGAGGUGGGAGAUGGGUAGCUCCCGCGGAUAGUAUGGUGAUUCCCCACACACACUUAGACUCGAAGAAGCUAGAGCAAUUGCUGAUUCAAGAUGGUUUUCCUAUCGUCCGCAACUUGAACGAAAAUCUAGAGCGUUCAUUAAUUAAGAGUGGAACGAUAUCGUCUUAUGUCGUGCCACAAACCUUACGAGACGCAUACAAAAACAAGCAUUCUAGCCAUGCCGGUGACCGAUACGCGGUCAGGUGCAUAGUAGACUUCAUGCUAAGUGAUCUGGAGCCAUGUCGCUUGAAUGUACUUGUCGGCGUCAAAUUUCUGCCAGUGGCAGAUGGAACUCUUCAGAUGUUUGAAAAUCACCUCACGUUUGAUUCUAAUCAGCUUGAUAAAUUGUGCUCGAUGGGAUUUGCGCGUCAACACGCUGCUCACGCGCUAGCAAUUACGGGAAAUUCCGGUGUGGACACGGCACUUGAUUGGUUACUUCAAAAUCCGAUCUCUUCGGCCGUACUUCGAGAAAAUGCUAAGAGAAUUUAUUCAAUCCCAAAUUAUGAUGAGCUGAAGUUGCUGGAAAAAGCACGUUGCCAUUUGGUGGAUAUUGAAGCCAUCAGUGUAUCUGGACUAGAGCUUUUAUCGUCAAAUGAAGUGCAAAUGCAGCUGAAUUUACAGCCGCUAACAUUUCAAGAGUUUGAAGCUAUGCUGGCUGUGGUUUUGCCUGCUUCGUGGUUUGGAAAAGUUACAGCCACCUGGAGUGAAACAGAUGAUGGAGAUGAACCAAACGAGGAAUGGUUUCGACAAUUAUGGAAAUAUAUUGGCCCUAGCAGGCAUCUUUCAUUGCUCAAAGAUACAUGGCCUAUUGUGCCAACAUCAUCACACAAAGUAGCGCAGCUGAGCAGUCUAAGUGGGGUUUUGAGCGCCGAUUUAAUUCCUGAUGGAUGCCUCAGUAGUCUACAAAAGCUACAAAUUCCUGUGCUUCUUCCAAAUCUCUUCGCAUCUUUUCAGCCGAACCCAAAAGUGUGGCAAUAUAUACACCAACCAACCCCCGUCGGUGUGUUAUCCUGCAUUGAUGUUGCGUUAGGCAAAAAAAAACUGGAUGAAGUAAUCACAUCUUUUGAGCCCACCGACGCGGGUGACCGGGAUCACCUGCUUAAAUUUCUGAUGUCUGGGGAUAUCAGUGACAUGAAAGCAGACCACCAGAAAGUUUGCUGCAAGCUGCCUAUUUUCCGGGGUUUUAAAAGCAUAUCGCAAAUGGAAGUGUUUGACGCUCAGUGGGUCAGUAAUCAUGGUGACUCAGUUUGCGAACCUUUUUCGUAUGUGUUUGUGUCACUAGCCGAGAUAAGAGAACGGCAGCAGGAGCCUAUGAUAUGCAUUGGCGUGGCUGAGACUUUUCUUGACGAAAACUUUGUUUUUGUAGAAGAAGGCGACUUAACGCUAGCAAACUUCUUGUCGCACUUGGGUGCUCGGCAAAUCUCUAAAGUGGAGUUUUACGCGAAGCAUCUUAUUCCUCGCAUCGUUCGAAUUGACCUUACUGCCCGCAUAAAUCUCGUGUAUCACAUGCUUUUUGAAUUACCACAUUUGAUGGCGCAGGAUGAUGAAGGCAUUUUGUCACGAUUAGUAGAGACUGCCGUGAUAUACCCCACGAUGGCAGGCGAUUUGAAAUCGAUCGGAGACUUGUAUGAUCCAGAGAUUGACGACUUCAUGGACAUAAUGGACGAAUCUUUUUUUCCAGCCCUAGAGCUACAAGAUCCCCAGCCACUGUCUGCACUUAGAACAAUAGGACUACAGCGCACAUUGUCUCGACGGUCCAUUCUGUCAUUGGCGGUGUCCUUAGAAAAUACACAGAAAAAAAUCGUGUCGGGUAGCGCUGGGCAAAACGGUGCUGAUGUAGAUGAUUUGUGUGCAAAGCUGCGCUCCCGCUCAGUUCGAUUUUUUCAGUAUGUGGAUUCACAUAUAGACCAGCUAGUAGCGCCACGUACACUGCGCCGACAUGCGUAUACUCAAGUAAAGACACGCAAAAAAGUCAAAAGAAUUCAAUUCCUGCGAAGUCUUAUAGGCGAUGAUCGCUCGCGCAAACUUGAUACAAGUCAGGAUAACAACGUGCCAAGCGCAGAAGAGCUGGGUGAUCAAGCUAUGGAGAAUGCAGAAAUAGAAGAUUUUAAAGCGAAGCUAACAAUCAUUGAAUGGAUUCCAGUGUGCGAGACUAAUCCGCACCCUGCCGCACCAUGGUAUCAAGAGGGAAAGAGAGUCAUCGUUGCAUCCUCGCAGCAGUCCCGUCCAAUAAAGCAGUUAUGGCUAUGCUCCUCUCAAUUUCACAUUAUUAAGUCCUCGGUGCACUCAGAAGUUUUGCGGGAAAUUUUAGGCUGGGAAAAGCGCCUACCAGUUCAGACGAUUGCUACUCAGCUUAAAAAGAUAUCAGAACUAUUUGACAGCCGUCGGACGCAACGCAAUAGUAGUGGGCCACAUUCCAGUGAUACUCACGUGAUUUGGCCCGCGGUGUACAAUAUUUAUCAGAUGUUAUCUGUAUUUUUUGAGACCGAGCAGGAGUCCACUCGCCGUGAAGAAGUUCUAACGAUCUUAUCGAGAAGCGGCAAGUAUGUGUGGGUGGGUGACCGCUUUGUGUCGGCAAGUCAUGUGGCUACGGUGACGAUUGUAAAUGCAGAGCCAUAUUUGUACUCGGUUCCCAAUGAGCUACUUCAUUUUCGACCUUUCUUGAAGACGGUUGGAGUUCGAGAAAGGUUUGCGUUGGCGGACUAUGUCUAUGUUCUUGAAGCUAUGUACAAGGAUUCUCUAAAUGUGAUGACCUCAAAUGAAGGUCACACAGACGCAGCUCCUCUCUCCAGCGAUAGGCUGACGACAGUGAUUGGACUAAUUCAGCUGAUUAGUGACACGCUGCAACAUCACUCCGAUUACGAAUUGUUUGCUCCCGAUCGCAAUGGAGUGCUUCAUUUAGCAUCAAGUUUGACAUUUGAUGAUGCUCCUUGGCUGGACAAAUUCAGUAACGAAACCUCAUUAGAAAAGACUCGAUUUAUCCACUCUAAAAUCUCGAACGACGUUGCGGCGAAAAUUGGAUCCCGUCCGUUGCGCAACCAAUUGCUCAGUGAAAGUGGCCGGGAAGAUUUGAAUUUUGGUGGCGUCGAGGCGUUUGGGCAGACUGAAGCACUUACAAAGCGAAUCGCGCACAUUCUAGAACAGUAUCCGGAUGGGCCAAAUAUAAUUAAUGAACUCAUUCAGAAUGCCGAUGAUGCGGGUGCCACGUGUGUUUCCAUUCUAUACAACAACUGCACAUACGGAACUUCUUCGUUGUUAAGCCCCUCAAUGGCGAAAUGGCAAGGGCCGGCUCUUUAUUGCUACAAUGACUCUGAGUUUACUGAUAAAGAUUUUAUCAAUCUUGCAAGCAUAGGUCAAGCAAGCAAACUGCAACGUGCAACGACCACGGGGCGAUUUGGACUUGGCUUCAAUUCCGUGUACCACUUUACAGACUUACCAUCAAUUGUUUCAGCCAAGUCAAUUGUGAUAUUCGAUCCUCAUGCAACUCAUUUGCCCCACAUAUCGGCCGCGAAUCCGGGAAUGAAGAUUCGCUUCGCAAACGCAAACAUUGUGAAGCAAUUUCCCGACCAAUUUGCGCCAUUUAAGAAUGUGUUUGGAUGUGACAUGGAACACCACUACAAAGGCACUCUGUUUCGUUUUCCACUUCGAAAUAGCACUCUCGCAGAAAUCAGUCAGAUCAAACGUCGGGGCUAUUCACACUGCGAAAUCGUCGAUUUAUUCAAAAGCUUCCAGGGGUCGAUAAUUGACACGAUGUUGUUUCUUCGGAAUGUUCGCAAUGUCAACGUGUAUUUUCAGACGAAAAUUGAUCAACCACCUGUAUUUCUGUAUGGUGCAGAAGUGCCAGCAGAGGAGCGUCGUGAAUCAUGGCGAAAAAUUGAUUAUUUUUUGCGGACCGAUCAUUUAUCGGAAACUGAUGUUACGACGGAACUUAGCGCAAAACGAAAUCUUUACAAACGCUUGCGGUCUACUCCAACCGAAGAUUUGCCCUACGUGACCCAAGUGCUUAAUAUUCGACGUCGUGAACAUCAAGAAAUGAUCCUUCGUUUUGAAGAAAUGAAAAAUCAAAAAGAAUUCAAAAUAGACGAUGACACGGUACAGAUGCGCAUAAAAGAUGAGAUGGAGGAGAUGGAGGAGAGUAUAGAAAAAUACUUGAUAUGCAACCAAAUUGGUGGGGGAAAGGCCCGCGAAAUGGCGUGUUCCGCGGAGAACGAGUCUUUGAAACUUAUUCCGUGGGUAGGCAUAGCUGGUCGUAUUGACGGAGUACCACUGGAAGGCCGAGCCUUUUGCUUCUUACCUCUUCCCGUUCGUAAUGGCUAUCCAGUCCAUGUAAACGGCUAUUUUGAACUGUCCUCAAAUCGACGCGACAUCUGGACCGGAGACGAUAUGAAUGGCGAUGGAAAAUUGCGGUCAGAAUGGAACGCAAAGCUGCUGACGGAUGCAGCUGCACCCGCCUACCUAAACUUUUUAUUAACAGCGAAAGCUAUAUGUCAGGAGGAUCCCUCUCAGUAUUUGUCGUUUUUCCCAACGUGUCUACCUUCCAGUCCUUGGAAUGGCGUUGCUCUUGAACUUUUUCGCAUCAUGAAAAACAAACCAAUUUUUCUUGCGUCAACAAGCCAGCAUAUGAAUGACAGAAUAAUGAGAUCUCCAAGCAACUUUGUCGCUCCUGGCUCCUGCAUUUUAGUUGACGACACCAUUAGUGAGUGGAGAAUUCUUGAAGACGCACUGGGCACAGCAUCACUAACGACAGUGCAACUGCCGGUAGGAAUACGCAAUCUCUUAAUUCAAAGCAAUGCUGUUUGUGGAGCGAUGACACCCGACUAUUUUCGACGGCUUGCGCGACAAGGAAAUUUUCUUCCAGGUUUGGCUCAAAACUCGCUAAAGCGAGUUGUUCAAUUCUGUCUGUCGGAUUUAUUGAAUUCGCCUUUUUCUUCUGCGGCUCAAGCUCUCAACCAUUUACCGCUACUGCCGCUUAUGAAUGGAAAGUUUGAACGACUGUGCUUUAUUGAUGGAAACUUGCAAAAUGAUGACACUGACACUGACAUGGACAAAAAACAGCGCCAGAUAUUAUAUUUUGGGAAUGUAAUCGAGGAACAACUCUUAGUUGGCUUUCAUCAUCGACUUGUAAGCAGAGAGUUUAAGGAGUUGUUUGAUCAGCUACCCACUCUGUAUGAAACCUCGAAUCUUGGUGUGUUAAAUCUUGAUAUCAUACUAGAACAAUUUUUGCCGCAAGUGUUGGGCCGUAGCUGGCACAAAGUUGAGAAAAAUGUGUUUGCCCUUGCGUCGCCUUUAGAACCUGAGGGAACUCAAGCUAAAAAAGACUGGUUGCGCUUGUUAUGGACGUAUGCAGAAUCCCUGCUCCAGACGAUAGAGCAACCGCCCCAAAGUUUUGUGAAAUUGCCGUUGGUUCCCGUAUUGUGCGACGAAGAAAAUCGGUGGAUUUGUCUCUCGUCUAACGUCAGCCUUGUUUUGCCUGAUGCGCAAGUGUCAUCGAGUGUUCUCAAUCAAUUGCAGCACGUUCUGGCGAAGGUCGACGUUUACAUAGUGAAUACGUCAUACGUAAGCGGUGAAAGGUGUUUGCGGUGGCUGUUAGCACGGAAGUAUGCUUAUAAGGUCACUUCGGAUGGGGUUCUGGCAGCCAUGAGCCGUAGUCAAUUUCAACAUGACCGUCAUAGCUUUGAUGACAUUUUUGCUGCAACGACGGCUGGCGAGCGGCAGGUGCUAUGUGAUUUUUUUGCUCGAAAUACCUUUGACACCAUAUCAAAGGAUUUCCAGUCAGUUCUUUUUGAGAUUCCUAUAUUCCCUGUGUAUACAAAUCAAACAGGUGAUACCCAAAUCAGCAGUGCUGCGCGUUAUGUCAGUUUAAGUCGAGGAGGCUACUUACCUGACAUGGAUGUAGAUAGCGCAAUUCUUGAUAGCUCAUUUUUUUGCGCUGAAAAGCAGACGCUACGAAGAUUUUUGCGAGAUUGCGGUAUAGAUGAAUGGACCUCCACAAAGAUUUUGCUGGAUCAUGUUUUCCCACGGUUGCAGGUGUUAGAAAGACAGGAUGCUGAUCUGGUCGAUUCUGUAAUUGUUAGUGCCCUGGAGACUCUCUCUCACCAUCAACGAAAUAAUUCACGAUUUCGCGACUUUGUUACAUCCCAAGCCAUCAUACCGUCAAGGAAACGAGUAUUUCGGGAAAUUCAUCAGCUACACGAUCCUAGUGUGAGCGAAUUGAGCGAACUUGUGGGAGAUAACAGUCUUCCAGCUCAGGCUUUUUCGACCCCAUCAAUGAUUCACAUUUUGCGGUCGCUGGGGCUUCAAACUGGAUUAUCCUGUCAAGCUGUGCUGGAAAGUGCGCGGUCCAUUGAAGCGAUGUAUUCUGAAUGCGGUGGUGAACUUGCUGAAUCGGCGUCUUUAAAAGCCCACAGCCUGUUAUCAAUUGUCAAUAAACACUUUGAUAUGAUGAUGCUCGAAUCGAACGCAAGUGAUCCCGUCACCGAGAAUCAAGAAAAUAGUGGGAAUAGAUCUCAAGAUAUUGCAGCAAGCCUGAAAGAAAUUUGUUGGUUACCUAUCAAGCUGGAAUCACCUGAUCCCGCAAUGCCAUGGAAAAGACUAGUUAAAAAUGGCAACAAUCAACCAAUACUUUCAAAUGCAGCGCAAACACGCCCUAUGAAAGAUGCGUGGUACUGCUCUUCUUCAAUGGAUAUUCUGGACGGCGAACUCAUAUCCAAAGAGCUCAUUCGUGCGUUUGGAUGGAGCGAACAAAUUGAAUCUUAUGUAAUAGCAAAGCAGCUCGAAGCCAUUGGCUUGCGAUGGCAAGAAUAUAGCCGCAAAAUUGAGGCCGAUACGUCGCCGCCGUCUUUCAAGUUGCCUAGCUGGCGAUUUCCGCUAUCGGAAAUUCAAUCAAUGUAUGAUGUUCUUGAAUAUCAUCGCUUGUCAGACGGAGAAGGUUGGCAAACGUCUCCAGUAUAUCGCAAGCUUGCAAAUGCUUUAUGGAUUUGGACAGGCAAAGAAUUUGUUUACCCUUGUCAGAUUGCUGUUAAGAGUGAUGCCGCCUUAGAGCCUCUAUUGUAUUGCUGUCCGAGUGAACAUAUUAUUCCACGAUCGCUACUAACUUCUAUCGGUAUUAAAACAUCUUUUUCAACGGCUGAUUACCUUGAGGCAUUGAUACGACUGCCAAGAAACGUAGCUUUGACCGAAAAGCAAGUGGCGGCAUGCCAUAAGAUCUAUCAAAUCCUGGCAGACGACACAGCAUCAUUAGAGGCAGCCUUGAGCUCGUUUGUGUCACAAGACAUGGUUUUGCUGGAUCAGUCCAAUUGCCUUGUUCCUUCUAUGCAGUUGGUUUUUGAUGACAUGGAAUGGGACGAGUCACGAGAAGUACGGCGUGGAACGACGUUUGUAUCAAGUAAAGUUCCAAAAUCUGUAGCGGGAUUGCUCGGUGCAAUGUCAUUACAUUCCAAACUCGCUCAGACGUCUGUAACCAGUCGGCGUGUAAUGUGUCCAUCUGCAGAUAUCUUGCAGAGUGUCUUACCGUCGAAAUCUGAAUGGCAUCAUGCGCUACUUUGGGAAACAAUAUUUGCAGCCGAGCGAUUAGGAGGAAAACAAGUAGACUUUUUUCUAGAUUACCGACAUCAUCCUUCGCAGCGUGUGAUCCAGCCAUCGUUACAAGCGCUGCAAGAUGAAGCGUUGUGCAUCCACAUUCACGAUCUCGUACUGAGUGAGCACGAUAUUGACAACUUGUACGAUAAAGAGUCUCCGCGCGCAGGGCUUCUUUGUGGUUUUUUUGUGUCGGACUGCAUGCAGAUUUUGAGCGGAGAGCGCUAUUAUAUUCUGGAUCCAACUGGUAGCUAUCUGUCAUCAUCGACUGGAACAACAGCUGUCCCGGCAAGUAUAGGUCGACAGUACGAAGUGCUUAGCCAAGGUUUUGUUCGAUAUCCUGACCAGCUACUACCAUUUACAACCCUUCCUUCUUGUUCAAGCAAGGUAUCUCAUGAGACGCGAAGUACAUUAAUCCGAUUUCCCUGGAGAAAGUCAGAGACGGCUAGACCAUCUUAUAUGCUGGAUGCGGAUAAAGCGGACAAGUUGGUUACAUUCAUUAAGGCACAGCUAUACCAGACGUUGAUAUUUACAGAAUCUAUUCACCGGAUUUCACUUUGGAGUGUGGGCAAAGAAUCUGAAUUUGCAUCCCAUUGCCAUGGUGAAGUAAGUCUUCAUGCGAUCGAGCGUACGCUUCAGAAACGAAACAUGACACGAAAGAAUCAAGACUGGAAGAAAAGGUUUUCUCUGCAAAGUUUUUUUAAGAGCCCAAUGACACCGGAAAACCAAAUGAAGUUUGUAGUAAAUCUUGAGCUGGAAAACAAGCAGUAUCGUGACACUUGGCUGUUCGCUGAUAAUAUCGGCAUGGGGAGAAGCCGUGAUUUGGCCUGCACCCCGGUACACGAGAUACUCGACUCGAUGCCAUACGUGAGCGUUGCGUGCCAUAUUUUUCGCGACAACAGCCCACCUCCUCGACUUCGCGGUCGAGUUUAUGAUAUUGUAUGCUCGCAUCAACAUACGGGACUACCAGUCCACGUGAAUGGUAGUUUUAAAAAGACACUGAAGGACAAGCAAUUUGCACUGACCACGAUUGCGAAUUCAAGCGGUCAAAAAGAAAACUCAGGCAGCGCAAGCGGUAGCGAGUUACAGAUCGCAUCUGAAUGGAAUCGCAUUCUACUAGAAGACGGUGUCUCGGAUGCGUACGCAAAACUUCUCGUGCUUGCCAAGCGGUGCUAUGAAAGGUCUUAUCCGAAGGCUCUUUACAAUAUUUGGCCUACAAUACACAAGCGUGGAAGAGGCACAGAUUUUGGCAUGAUAGUGCAGACACAUGUUUUCCAUUCUGUUAGUACACGAGAGCUAUUCCUAUGCUCUGACGGGAAUUUUCGUGCCUUGAAUAACGUCUACCAGCUCGACUUGGGCGGCAUGAAUCUUCAGGUGUCUUCAUUUGCUCAAAUGCACUUUCCAGCACUAAAGAUACCGACACAAAUUCUGCAAGAUUGCUCUCGCCUUCUACCGUCGCGCCUUCAUGCUUUAACACCGCGAGUUAUGCGUCGUUUCUUGAGGAGCGUGAGUAGCUCAGAGGUUCAUUCCGAUGUAUGCUUAUCCUUGCUCGAAUAUUGUCUAAGUGAUUUGCCAUUCCCGUUACCAAGCGAAACGGAUCCAAUUUGGGCUGAGUUUCACGGACUUUCACUACUGCCUCUGGAAGAUGAGAGCAUUGGUGUGCUUCGGGUAAAUCAACGCCGCACGAGCUAUAUUGUCGCUUCAUUCAACCAAAUUGAACUGCUCCGACCACUACGAAAUCUUUUUAUCUCAUUAGCCACAAGGCAAAGACUUUCCAAGUACUUUUCAGAUGCUCGCUUCACCUCAGUUUUUGGAAUAGUUUCUUUUUCCAUUAAAAUUUUGUCGGAAAAUAUUGAUCGUGUGCUUCCGCUGUCGUGGAAAAACCAAGAUGUGGUCAAUUGGGAUCGAAGCUCGCCGAUUGAAAUUGACGAGCUGUGGCUUUACCGCUUUUGGCAGUGCGUACAUUUUGAUCGCCGUUCUUUGGAAUACUUUGCGAGCUGGCCAUUAAUACCCACAAAGGAUUCACGACUCGUCUCAUGUGCUAAGAGGGAUAUGGCAGUUUGUGUCUGGGAUGGUUCGGCUGAUAGUGAAAUAUCAGCUCUGGUUGCUAAAGCCUUUCAGACUUCUACUACGGAGCAUGAAAACAAAAUGGCAGAUAUUGAGGCUGAAUGCAAGCGGUUGAUAGACCUUAGCUUGGCUAAAUUUAAACAAGACGAUGAAAUAGCUGAAGACAGAAGCUCAGAUGGUGAAGAAAGUGGCGAAGACGAGGCAGAAAGGGAAGAGAAUGAUGAGGAUCAGAAUGCUGAGGAUGGUGGGAAAAACUCUGCACAUGACAUUGAAAUUCGAUCUCCAAUUGGCGACAUCAGCGAUGUGAUUGAAGAUCCAUCAGCCGAAAGAGCACAGAUUUCAAGUGUCGGUAGUUAUGCGGGAAGCGAAGACACUGAGGAAAGUGGUCUUACAAUUUCUGGUCCUGUCUUUUUAAACACCAACUCUGGUGAAAAUAACAUUCACAGGUCUGAAACUGUUUUUGGCGAGGAUUUCACCACUUCUAUGUAUCCAAUUGAAGAUGGAGCACUCGAGUUCUGUAGUCGCGAGACUCUUCACAACGUUCUAAUGGAUUUGAACGUACCAAUGCUGGAGCUUGCUUAUCUUGGGGGUCAAGAGCACGAUGUUGUACCACGUAGUACGGAUCUCGCUAUAGUUGUUCUUGAAGGAUUUCUUGCAUCUUUAUGGAAAGAGCUCGGCUGGAAAAAACUGAAGGAAACAAACGCUGUACUCAUUGCCGGGCUUUUUGCUCAUUAUAGCGAGACUUGUGGGGGCUUUAAUCGCGUUCAACUGGAAAAACUUAAACAACUUCCAAUUUACGUAAAUAUUCGCAGCGUACCUUGCGCAAUGAACGGCUCUAAUGAAUAUUAUUUGAUUCCACCAGACCUCGACUUAACAGACAUUCCACUACCUUCAAAUGCACAGCAGUGCUUUCUCAAGAGUCAUCCGAGCCUAACUUCUUUUUAUAAGGAGCUCGGAGUGAAUGAAAUGAGCGACAGCAAGCUACUUAUUUACAUUUUUCCAAUGUAUAGUGACUUAGUGGAAACACAACGCGAGCAAGUGCUGAAUGUCUUGCUGCACAAAUGGCAAUCACUACGUGGCAAUGCCGAAUUGACAGCUAUACUCAAGGCAUCGGCUCUUUUUAAGGAGGAUGAAAGCGAGGGCACAUGCUAUUUUCCAGCAAGUGCUUACUGCGAUCCCCGAAACAAGAUUCUAGCUACAAUAUAUGCUGGGUCUCGCGGUCAUUUUCCUGCACUUCGUUAUCAAACACCUGAGUGGCUAGAUUUGAUGGGUGAAAUAGGUCUGCAAACCGAAGUUACGGUCGAUAUUUUUAUCGAAUGCGCGCAACGCAUCGAUGGACAGUGUUCAGGUAAACAGGCUCUGACACCUGAGGACGAGCAAUUUACCACAACAUUACACGAGUAUUUUGUCCAGAAUUUUGAAAAAUUUGAUCGGUCACGAUCGUUCUUUGAGCAAAUAGCGACGUUGUCGUUCGUCCCAGCAGUUGUGUAUGAACACGUAUCAAGGUCCAUGAAAGGAGAUGGAAUAGUCACGUUGGAAAGUGAAGGACAGCUAACGUCGCGGUUAGUUGUCCGCAGAUACUCAGAUUGUGCGGUUCCAGAUGAUCAAGCGCUAGUGUUUUCUACAACACCAAUAUUAGCAAAUACAGCAGUGCCACCGCGCGUUCUUUAUAGCCGUUUAGGAAUCAGAUCGCCACCUUCACAAGACCAAGUUGUUAAACAUCUGCUGUCUAUCACAUCAAUUUCGUCUCGAUUACUCGAGUGGCAGUUCUUUUUACCCAUGAAUGUUGUGUUUCAGGCAAUUUUUAGUUAUCUACAGGAACAUUGGGAUGAACUGGGAACGGAAACCCAACAGCGUUUAAUACAUGCGGCUGUGAUUCCUGUUGGUUCUACUCUAGUGAAAGGCUCUCGCUUGUUUUUUCAUUUGGACGAGAAUUUGGCACCACUUAUGUUUGAAGUUCCUCGUGUGUUUGGGGCGUAUGACUCUCUAUUCAGACAUAUGGGUUCUAAAGAAGCCCCUCAAGUGGGUGAUUACAUUUCGUUACUACAUGACUUGAAGGAAGAAAGUUGUGGUAGUCCGCUUAACCUGAAUGAAUUAGUAGCAGCUGCUCGAGCGAUCAAUCUUCUUGUCGCAGCGAUGGACGAGUCUAACUAUCAACUCAUGCAAAAAGAUAAGUGUAACAUUUUUCUUCCAUCAACCUCAGCGGUCAUGCAGUCAAUGUUGGGGAUGGUAUUUAACGACUCUGCAUCGCUUUGUUCAAAAGUUGAUCUCAUGGAACUGCAUGUCGUCCACCCUCGUAUUAGCAUGAGGUGUUGCAAAAAGCUUGGCGUACCAGGAAUUACCAGUAUUGUGACAGAAGAAUUAGACGGUAGCGAUCUUCUAACUGAAUUUGUUAGUGAUGAAAUUGCACAUAUCAGCAGCGUGCUGGCCUCGCAGCACUUUGCUCACGGUUUGCGUAAGAUUAUUACUGCUCAACAGCAAAAAGCCUCUUCAUAUGAUACGUUCGAAUUUAUUCCCGACUUUGAAGAUCUCAACCAAAGGAUCAUGGAUCUGUCGGCGUAUGAAGUCAAAUGUGUAGCGGAGCUGCACACACGCUUUGUCGCAAAGUUGGAGUUUCCUACCCGCAGAAUUGAUGUGACUAAGACAUCGCGCAGAGGAAGUUUGUCAUUCUUGGACCAGGAACGACAACGAAUAUAUAUUUUAAAACGGACGCAGGAGGAGCACUUUGAAACGCAAAUACGAACGAGCCAUUUAGUCGCUCGGUGUGUUAAUCAGCUCUUGGGAGGAGUGUUGCAGGAUUGCUCUGUGCUUGAGUCUAUCAUGACCUGCGAUGAGUUGGCAAUUCCCGACGUGUUGCAGCUGCUUGACAUUUACGAAGAUCCUAUGCUUAUCGUGGAGAAAAUUCGCGGAGUAUUAGGACAGCCUCUGUGUGAGACGGACUAUGCUAACGUGGAGCUGGCACCUUUACGCUCUUGUCUAUCUGGAGAGCUCGUCGCCGUAGAAGAUGAAAGAGGAAGAUUAUGCUACGGUAAGACUUUACGAGGAGAGGCUAGCGACGUCGAAGGUGUUAGUCGAUACUUAGUGAGGGUCGACAGCUUGACUACUCGAUGGAUGUUAGCCACGCAAUUGUAUUUCUUCCGCUCGGCUCGCGUGGGAACUAAUGGCAGCAGUGCUAGCCUACGGACCGAGAGGGAAGAAUAUGUUGAAUUGCCCCAGUCAGUCAUAGCAAUUAAACCAGAAGCCCAAAGCACUGACAAAGUAUCCAGCAGAUUGGUUGUUGCGGCAUCUGAAGGGGUGGUUCCCUCGUCGAACAUUCUGUCCGCUGUAAAUGAAUUAUUGUCCCGUCUAAAUGUAACACUGGACACGAAUGUCGAGGAUCUGGUGGCUGAGAAUGCUCGACUGCAGCGCCGUUUGGAGUUAGCUGAAGCAGGUCGCCGUGCAGCCGUGAGCCGAAUUGACUCGGCGAAUCGCGAGAGGAAGGAGAUGCAGGACUCGCUUAUAUGUGCUGUGUGUCUAGAGAACAAGGUGGACCGCGUAUUGAUCCCGUGUGGUCAUAUUUACUGCACAUCAUGUAUACAACAGUUGCCACGACCCUCAUGCCCUAUUUGCCGCGAGGGCAUUAUAUCAAGUUCAGUGUUUCAUGUUCCAUCCUAA
Molecule: messenger RNA, 14754 nt
Organism: Plasmopara halstedii
Lineage: Eukaryota; Oomycota; Peronosporomycetes; Peronosporales; Peronosporaceae
Product: Zinc finger, RING-type, conserved site
Exons: 14
Coding region: 1-14754 (4917 amino acids)
Molecular function (GO): Hsp70 protein binding
Source: RefSeq, a predicted model, not a curated record